Messenger RNA from Solanum dulcamara, 1886 nucleotides. RefSeq names its product glycosyl hydrolase 5 family protein-like. NCBI's taxonomy places the organism in Eukaryota, Viridiplantae, Streptophyta, Magnoliopsida, Solanales, Solanaceae. The transcript is spliced from 4 exons. Bases 54 to 1769 code for a protein of 571 amino acids. The record is from RefSeq and is a predicted model, not a curated record. Gene Ontology annotation, molecular function: hydrolase activity, hydrolyzing O-glycosyl compounds.
AAUGGCCCCAGAGUUCUAAAACAAUAAAAGUAAGACUGUUUGUAAAAUUAAAUAUGUGGAAGUCACCAUCAUCAUUUUCCUCUUCCCUUAACAUCUCCUUCUUCAUCAUUCAUCUAUUUCUACUUCUUUUAAUCAUCAACCAACGUGUUGCUGUUGUAGUUUCAUCACAACCACUUUACACAAAUUCAAGAUGGAUUGUCAACUCAACAGGGCAAAGAGUGAAAUUAGCAUGUGUAAAUUGGGUGUCACAUAUGGAUGUAAUGUUAGCAGAAGGACUAAAUCAACAACCAGUUGAUGCAAUUUCUAAAUCAAUUAUCAACAUGGGCUUUAAUUGUGUUAGACUUACUUGGCCUCUCUAUUUGUUUACUAAUGAUACUUUGUGUUCUAUAACUGUUAGACAAUCUUUCAAGAACCUUGGACUUUUUAGCUCUAUUCUUGGUCUUCAAGCUAAUAAUCCUUCCAUUGUUGAUCUCUCUGUCCUAGAUGCUUUCAAGGCAGUGGUGGCUAGCCUUGCAAAAAACAAUGUGAUGAUCAUAUUAGACAAUCACAUAAGCAAGCCUGGGUGGUGUUGCAGUAGAUUUGAUGGCAAUGGCUUCUUUGGAGAUCAAUACUUUGAUCCUCACCUUUGGAUCCAAGGCCUUACAAAAGUAGCCACCACUUUCAAUACCACUACCAAUGUUGUAGGCAUGAGCUUAAGAAAUGAACUUCGUGGACCUUUACAAAAUGUUGAUGAUUGGUAUAGGUACAUGCAGAAAGGAGCUGAAGCAGUGCAUGCAGCUAACUCUGAUGUUCUUAUCAUUCUAUCUGGCCUAAGUUUCGACAAGGAUCUUUCUUUCUUGCACCAAAGACCGGUGAACUUGACAUUCAGUGGCAAGCUAGUUUUUGAGAUUCAUCGAUAUGGUUUCACAGAUGGAGACACUUGGUCAGCAGACAACGCAAACCAAGCAUGCGGAGAAGUGUUGAAUGACAUGGUGAGCAAAGGAGCUUUUGUUUUAGAACAAGGCUACCCAUUGUUCGUGAGUGAGUUUGGAGUGGAUCAAAGAGGCACCAAUGUAAACGACAACAGGUAUUUCAAUUGCUUUCUUGGACUGGCGGCUGAACUUGACUUCGAUUGGGCAUUGUGGACACUCGUCGGGAGCUAUUAUUUGAGAGAUGGUAUUGUGGGACUCAAUGAGUACUAUGGUAUUUUAGAUUGGAACUGGUUCGAUAUCAGGAAUUCAAGCUUUCUGCAAAGGAUCUCAGUCAUCCGCACGCCAUUCCAAGGACCAGGAUAUACCGAGACUCGUCCACAUAAAGUAAUUUUCCAUCCUAUGACAGGGCUUUGUGUUCAAAGAACUUCAUUGCUGCAGCCAUUGGAGCUAGGUCCAUGUUCUGAGGCUGAAGCAUGGGGCUAUGCUCCAGCAAAAGCACUGACAGUAUUAGGAACUUACUUUUGCCUGCAAGCAGAUAAUAUGCCCGGGCAGCCAGCAAAACUUAGUAUGAUAUGCAGUGAUGAUAGCUCAAAAUGGGAUACCGUCUCAGACUCUAAGAUGCAACUAUCUUCUAAGCUAAAAGAUGGUACUAGUAUUUGCUUAGAUGUUGAUCCCAACAAUGUCAUUGUCACACAAACAUGUAAGUGUCUGAGCACAAAUGAUACUACAUGUGAUCCUGGAAGCCAGUGGUUCAAAAUAAUUGACAGCACAAGGGCAACAAAAACUACAAAAUCCUUUCUUCAAAUCAAACCAAUCAUUCAGUUUCUAGCGAGGAAUUUCUUUGGAAGCUACAUCUAAUAACAUAGAGUAGUUCAUUUAAGCUUGCAAUUUAAACUUUUCCAACACUUAAAUACCCAUGGAAUUUUUGACAAUAUAACAGUUUAAAGAAAUCCAAAUGGAUUCUAUCAUUGCAGU